UGAUACGUGACGUCUGGGCAUCUGUAUGUCAUACCUGAUCAUAGUUGCACAUUGUAUCUGCAUUGCGAAUAUAUAUAUACAUAUGCGUAUGUAUAUACCAAGGAAAGGGUGACAAAUUACCAUUGCAGUGCACGAAAUAAAAGUUCAGAAGUAAUUAGAAGCAUUGAUCGAAAGUUGACACGUUAACAACGAAAUAAUAUUACUUUGUGCGUUGUGUUGGGUAAUACCAUUUUUUACCCAUCUCCUAUCAAUAGAUUUAACUAAAAGUUUUACGCGUGAUUAUAAAGUGCCCAUCCGUGGGCAAAGAAAAUUGUAAAAAUUGCGUAUAUUUCGCGAGAAGAUAUGCCAGAUAGUGGUGCUGUUUAUCAACCUACAACAGUAGGUUACACAUAUGAUAGCGGAGGUGACGGUGCUGUAGGUGGUGGCAGUUUAAGAAGUGGUUUCUGGAGAAUUAUAUCAAGACAUAAACUCAGCUCUAGAAAAUGGUUCGAAUGGGUAUUACUCUCGGUUGCUUUAUCGUUUUUCAUUGCUGGUUUAACGAUGAUGCUGGUCAGUUUUGUAUCCGAUGACACAUCACAAGAGAAUAAAAUAGAGAUCAUAAGAAAGGUAAACGAGAAUCCAACUACAUCUGCAACAAGUGUUGAAGAACAUAUUGAAGAUGCUGCAAAAAGUUCCAUAGCAUUAGGUGCUAGCAUGAUGUUAGUAGGGCUUCUAUUGGGUUUUGGUUGGGCCUGGCUGCGUUUCUUCCGUCGUGGUAAAUCUCCAAGAGGUGGAAUGGUUGGAAGUAGUGGUCAGAUGUUGGGCGGUUUGAAUCCAUCGACUGACUUGCUGGUGGGUUCCACUUCGCAGUACGGGCCGGUACUAACGGAGCUGCCGAGUCAACUGAAGCUGAAGCAGACAAGUUCGCAUGAUACUCCAGCAAUACCACUUUCCGAUCAGGAAGAAGAAACGCGUACCUUAAUGCAGGAUUCUACAAUUCCUUCGGUUGUCUCCACUGGUCCUAAUACCAUUGCUAAUCAGAUUCCCGGUUGAGUACAAAGGUUAAAUGCGUCGAUGUGUAGUAAGAACACACGAUGCGAACAUUCUUUUAAUUUUAUGUGAACCAACCUGAAUCACAAUUUUUGUCAUUUUUAUGAAUUAUGUGAUUUAUUUACAAAUAGGAGAAUUAUUCUUUCUUUAUCUUUUCUAGUAGUAAUUUUAAUUGAUGACGAUUCAUAUAAAUUUAUUUGAACACUUUUGCCUGACUUCAAAAUGUAAAAAAUUUUAUUUCCGUAAAUUAUCAGCACAGGUCAUAGCGUAACAUAUCAUUUACCAUAUUUUUCUUAAAUUUUACCUUUUAGUUUGUAUCUAUGCAUUCCUCCACUCCGUCCAUUAUCAUUGGUAAUAUGUUAGAUAAGCAUUGAAUCCAGAUAUUACAUAUAGUAAAUUUUAGAAGAAUUUAUUUACAAUGCAAUAUAAGCUAUUUAAAAAAAAUAUUAUUUUGAUUAUUAUUUAAAUACAUAGCAUGUUUAAUAGUAAUACUAAUAUCGGUUGUCUUGAGAUAAUAGUAAUUUAUAUUAGCACAUUAUUGGUCUGAAUUGACCACUUAUGAAUGCAUGUAUAAACAAACGAUAUUUUGUAUUAUUCUGCCCAGUUUAAUAUGAUGGCAGCAUUAAGUGUGACUGACAAUAUUUGUAACAAACUAUUUGCUCAUCUUAUAUGUAUGUAUAUGGGAAAAAAUGAGCUCUAACACAAGGUGGUAUUAGGAAAAUAAAGGUAUGUGUAUAUAUUAGGAUAAAGUACAUAAAGUAUAAUACAAAGUAAUCCCAUCUUUUCAAAAUAAAUUGGUAUGGGUGUGAUAUGGAGCAGUGAAGGGAAA
Messenger RNA from Bombus pyrosoma, 1858 nucleotides. RefSeq lists its product as uncharacterized. Bases 343 to 1032 code for a protein of 229 amino acids. Lineage: Eukaryota; Metazoa; Arthropoda; Insecta; Hymenoptera; Apidae. The record is from RefSeq and is a predicted model, not a curated record. The transcript is spliced from 3 exons.